Molecule: messenger RNA, 982 nt
Organism: Nicrophorus vespilloides
Lineage: Eukaryota; Metazoa; Arthropoda; Insecta; Coleoptera; Silphidae
Product: alpha-tocopherol transfer protein-like
Exons: 6
Coding region: 29-898 (289 amino acids)
Cellular component (GO): membrane
Molecular function (GO): phosphatidylinositol bisphosphate binding
Source: RefSeq, a predicted model, not a curated record
AAGAAUAUUCCGCAGUCCGGUUGGAAACAUGGACCAAUUAAUAAUAGGAGACGUCGAAAAAGAGUACGUGAAAUGUCCAGAGUUACAAAAAGAGGAUGUUACGAAAAUUUUGGAAUGGAUGGAAACGCAACCGCAUCUCCCAAAAAUGACGGAAAUGCAAGCAGUUCUCUUCUUGCACAGCAAUUACUUCGACUCGGAAAAGUCAAAACGAUGCAUAGAAAACUUCUUCACGACUCGUUCCCGCUGUCCCGAAUUCUUUGCAAAUCUCAAUCCGAAAGAAAUGGAUUUCGAUACGAUGCUUUACAGUGAAUUACCGAAACGCACGCCCGAAGGAUACAAAAUCGUUUAUGCGAAGAUUAUGGACCCGGAUCCGGAUCGUUACACCUUUCCGAUGCAAAUCAAAUUCUUCGAUAUGGUCUCAAUGUUGAUGCUCAAUCGAGACGGAACUUCGGAAGGUCAAGUGGUUGUUCACGAUUUGGAUGGAAUUACGUUCUCGCAUGUGGCUAAAAUGAAUUUCGUGCAAUUGCGGAAAUUCUUUUUCUAUCUGCAAGAAUCCAUGCCGGUGAGGAUAAGGGGAAUGCAUUUCAUCAAUCUCGGAACGGUCGUGGAGAAGAUCAUGUCUCUGAUCAAACCAUUCAUGCGAAAAGAUCUCGUUAAAAUUCUUUACACUCAUGCAGACGUCGAGGGUUUAUUGAAAUACAUUCCUAAAGAGUGUCUUCCCAAUAAUUUGGGUGGCGAAGCGGGAGAUGUUUCUGACAUUCUACGAAAAACCAAAGAGGAUUUUUACGAGAACGAGGAAUUCUUUGCAGCUGAGGAACUGCAAGUCGUCGAUGAAUCAAAAAGACCAAAAGAUUCGAACAUCUUAGGAAACUCAUUCAAAAACCUUGCUAUCGACUAAUUUUCCGUCCUUAUUAGACAAGAUUUUAAUGUUUAAAAAAAUGUUUCUUGACGUUGCAACAUAAUUAAUAUACAAUUAUUAUUU